AUGAGACCGCUCCUCUCCCGAAUAAUACCACUCCUCCUCCUCUCUAUCGUAAUCCUAAGCAUCCUCUUCGCUACCGUCUACCUCCCACAAGUUGCGCUACUCACUCUUUUCCACGGACCCCUAGCAUGGAUAAAUGCAGCGUUCAUGGCCCUAACCGAAGCCGCGACGCUGAUAACCUUUGUCGCAGAGAACUUCAUGACAGAAGGCCAGAUCGUGGAUACCUUUGACGCUGUGCUUAUACACGCGGCUGAGAAGUCUAACGAUGCAGAGUUUAGAGAGCGUAUUUAUGCCCUUGUACACACUGCUAGGGAUAUUCAUCUCGAGAGGGAGGGGGUCAUAGCGAAGUUGGGGGAGCAUAGGAAGAGUCCUUAUCUGAGGUUUUCGUGUAGGCUUACGAUGGAAUUUAUUUGCGAGCUCCCGUUGAAUUUCAUUCCGUUGGUUGGAACUCCGCUGUUUUUGAUGUUACAGGGCUACCAUCUCGGCCCACUAUCGCAUUACCGAUACAUUCAACUCAACGACUUACAUAAAAAAGAAAAGAAGAAAUUUAUUGACCUUAAUAGGUGGAGAUACUGGCUAUUUGGGCUGCCGCACGUCGGUCUGCAAGUUGUACCUGUAUUAAGUAUCCUAUUCCUGUUCACAAGCGCCGCGGGGGCAGGUUUGUGGGCUGUGGAGGAUCAGAAGAGGUUGUUUGAUGGGACUGCUCGAAGUGGGCCUAGUGAAUAUCCCAGCGGCCGGGAGAGCGAGAGAAAGAAGAGUUGGUGGUGGUGAGAGAAGUAGGGAACAAGAAUGAGAAACGAGAGAAGAAACGAGCACGAUGUGCGAUU
Tuber melanosporum (Perigord truffle) is the source of this 824-nucleotide messenger RNA. RefSeq lists its product as uncharacterized. Bases 1 to 768 code for a protein of 255 amino acids. The transcript has 3 exons. Gene Ontology annotation, cellular component: ascospore wall; lipid droplet; prospore membrane. The record is from RefSeq and is a predicted model, not a curated record. NCBI's taxonomy places the organism in Eukaryota, Fungi, Ascomycota, Pezizomycetes, Pezizales, Tuberaceae.